Raphanus sativus (radish) is the source of this 1214-nucleotide messenger RNA. RefSeq lists its product as uncharacterized. The coding region runs from base 75 to 605 and encodes 176 amino acids. Lineage: Eukaryota; Viridiplantae; Streptophyta; Magnoliopsida; Brassicales; Brassicaceae. The transcript is spliced from 3 exons. The record is from RefSeq and is a predicted model, not a curated record.
CAUAUAUAAAAGACAGAGCAAAAUACACUAAAAGGAACAGAUCAUUUCAUCAUUUAUCAUCUAUCUAUCUAAUCAUGUCUUUCUCUCGAACACAAUCCUCUUCUUCUUCAUCUUCUUCUUCAGUUUGGCAACACCAUUACAUGAAGCUCCACUUCUUCAGCAGGAUCCGUUCCCUUCUGAAAUCCAAAGCAUCUUCCCGCAAACGCGACCUUCAAAGGUCACCUGAGAUGUCAAGAACCCAAAAAGAUUCCGAGAAGGUGGUGGCGCCUCCAGAGAUAUUAUCGAUACCACCUGAAGAUGAGAAUGAGGAGGUUGUCUUGCAGAGAACUGUGAAGAAACUUCACUUUGGAACCUUUGAAGAGAAGGAGAAAGCUGCCAUCGAGAUUGAGAAACUUUCCCGAGAGGACAAGAAGAUUCGGAAGCUCAUGGCGGAGCUCGGUGUUCUUCAGGUUCUUGUCUCCAUGGUCGCUUCCGAUAUCUCCGGGCACCAGAGAUCUGCCGUUAUGGCUCUUAUUCAACUUUCUCAUGGAACCCACACACGUCGCAGACGAAGAAUCCCACUCCUAACCCUAACUCGUAAGCAUUGCGUUUCUUUAAUCUGGUAAGUAAUGGGUUUUGAUUGGGUUCUACCACUUUUUCUUUGGAAUCAGUUUGAUAGUUUAGGCAGAGUUACGCUACCAACAGGUGUUGUUAACUCUUGUUUCAUUAAUUCGAUUCGAAUGUUUACUGGUUUGUGAUCUUCCUUCCUUGCUUUUUGAUAUGAUCAUGGAGAGCACAAAGGAUAGGGAUCUGUCUGGCAGAGUCGCCAUAAAACAACAAGUGCUUCCCAAGGUUGGUCCUUUAAUCAUCUCCCUUUCUGUGUUCCACUUGCUUCAGUGUCAUUGGAUCAGUGAUUUUGAGCUUUGGAUUCUAAACUGUGAUUUGGGAAAAGCAAGAGAUGAUUCAACCAGAACUGUAGCUGGCUAUCAGCAGUCACCUUUGUUGGUUGCACACACCAUAGAAGAUGAAGUCUCAUCAUUAAGUUGUGACUGAUGCAAGUGGAGUACAUUGUACACUAAAAGAUAUGAUCCCCAAUAUUGUUUACGUAUAGCUGUAUUUGGUACAUUGAUUUUUAACUUAUAUUAUCAUUUAGUACAUCAAUACCUUGUAAAGAAGCUCUGCAACAUAAGCAAAAAUCAUUAGCAUUAUAGUGUAUAUAUCUAGUUCUUUGGUUA